Culex pipiens pallens (northern house mosquito) is the source of this 1292-nucleotide messenger RNA. RefSeq lists its product as uncharacterized. Lineage: Eukaryota; Metazoa; Arthropoda; Insecta; Diptera; Culicidae. Gene Ontology annotation, cellular component: MLL1 complex; NURF complex. The record is from RefSeq and is a predicted model, not a curated record. The transcript has 5 exons. Bases 134 to 766 code for a protein of 210 amino acids.
UGCUCGGGCUGCCAAGCGCACUUUGGCAGUUCGGUUUGACAGAAGCAAAAUUUUCCCUGUUUAUUUACAAAAGAAAAUAGUGGCGCUCGUUCGAAAAAUAGUGAUUUCUUGCGGACAAAUCGACACAAUCGAAAUGAAUUCGGCCACAAAAGUGGGUGAAAUUUUCACCGCCGCCGGGGCGGCCUUCAAUCGGCUGGGCGAACUCACGAUGCAGCUUCAUCCGUCGUCGGAUUCCCCGACCGGGAGCAAAUGGACAGAUGAAGAAAUAGAAAUGCUCCGGUCGGCCGUGACGCGUUUCAGCGAAGAUCUGAACAAGGUUAGCCAACGGAUCAAGGGACGGACGGUGUCACAAAUCCGGCAAACCCUCAAAAAGAAAGCCUUUGAAGAUGCCGGAAUACAGAUCAAGCAGCAACCCCCGCAGCAGCAACAGCCACAGCAGCAGCAAGUCCAAGUUCAAGUACAAGUUCAACAGCAGCAACUGGCCACUCCGCCUGCGCAAACGAUUCUCGUUCAGCAGCAGCCGCAGACGGUGCAGCCGGCCACGAGUGGGACCGAUCAGCAGACGACGCUGAUUGUGAAGCAGGAGGACCUCGACGCGGCGCCCGGAACAGCGGUGGCCACCCAGGAAUAUUUAAACAAACCUUCUGAUAUGAUGAUGACGCUGAACCGGCUGAACGUGCAGGAGUCGGAAGCGGACGUCGAGGGCCUGUCCUCGUCCGAGGUCAAGAUGGAGUUUGAGCCGGGUGCGGAGGAGGUGGCCGGGUGAGACGAGGUGGCCUUUUACUUUGGCGUUGCCGCGCGGGAAUAAUCGAUCCCGCUGUUCAUCCUCUAUCUUUUUUUUUUGAUAUCUAAUUCAGUUUGAGACAGGUUUAGUUGUUUGAUAAUCCUUUUUAGAUUUUCUUUUUGAAUUAAUUGUUGGAUUCGGUUGAAGAAGUUACGAAAUGAAGUGAAUAAAUAUUUGACGAUGUAAUGUAAAAGUAAAAGUAUCGUUCUGGAAGAAGCUGCUUACCUGAGAGAUUGAUUGCCUUUUCCUGUAACAUUUUCGAUCGCACGAAUUAAGAAAUUUUAUCGUUUGUUAAGUUUCAAUAAGUUUUCCGGCAAUGAAUCGGCUUAGAUUAGAAGUCUCUUUCAAAACGCUACGAAAUUGAACAGUAAAUGUAACGGCAAUGUUUGAUGGUGUAGUGAAACUUAUGAUAAAAGAAAAUAAUAGCGCAAAACAUGAUGAUGAUGUGUAUCUGGAAAGUUUGAAUCCCCCAAAUAAAAAUCUAAACGUAUGAUUAAUCAAAACAAAC